Molecule: messenger RNA, 1623 nt
Organism: Radiomyces spectabilis
Lineage: Eukaryota; Fungi; Mucoromycota; Mucoromycetes; Mucorales; Radiomycetaceae
Product: caspase domain-containing protein
Exons: 10
Coding region: 90-1376 (428 amino acids)
Biological process (GO): proteolysis
Molecular function (GO): cysteine-type endopeptidase activity
Source: RefSeq, a predicted model, not a curated record
GUUUGUGACUCGGCGUCUGCGUUCCAACUUUAAAUUGAGAAGCAAAUUCGGGAAAGCGUCGUUUCUUUUCCAUUAACUGCUCUGCAACCAUGGAGGAAAACCAAUAUUACUCGACUCAAGGAUAUUCUCAUCCUAACAACCCUGAAUAUCAGUAUCCACGCAACGAUUCCCCCUCGGAAGAGAACGAAAGCAAUGACUAUGGGUACCAAAACACGGACCACGCUUCCUAUGUCGCUACUUCACAACACUAUCGCCGUUCCUCAAGUGGCGAUGAGAAUGAUCCCAACUUUACGGCCGAAGACUAUGCACAUCCUAAUCCAAACUUCCCUCAGCCUCCAAUGUCACAGUAUAAUCCGGCCCCUAACCCCGUCCCCUACGGCAACAACUAUACUCCCACUGGUUCCGGUGAUAAUAACUUUUAUUUGCACGUCCAUCCCGCUUUGCAGAAUAAGCCAGCUCCAUCAUUUGAGCUUUCCAACUGCAAAGGAAGAAAGCGCGCUCUUUUAAUUGGUAUCAACUACUUCAAUACUCCCAAUGAGUUGAAAGGAUGCAUCAAUGACGUGCAUAAUGUGAAGGAUUUUAUUACCACUUUGUAUGGGUUUGAAGAGAGAGAUAUGGUGAUUUUGACAGAUGAUCAUGACAAUCCCAAAUUCCUUCCUACCCGUGCCAACAUUAUUUCCGGCAUGCAGUGGCUAGUGAAUGACGCCCAGCCCAACGAUUCGUUCUUUUUCCAUUACAGCGGACACGGUGGACGAUCCAGCGAUAACAGCGGCGACGAAGACGAUUCCCACGACGAAACAAUAUACCCAUUAGACUUUGAAGAAUCAGGACAGCUGAAGGAUGAUGAUAUGCAUCAGCUUUUAGUGAAGCCAUUGUGUCACGGUUGCCGAUUGACUGCCAUCUUUGACAGCUGUCACUCUGGAACUGCAUUGGAUCUUCCCUAUGUUUACUCCACUCGUGGCGAGAUUAAAUCAAAGAAUCUUUUCAAAGAUGCUGGAAUGGGAUUGCUUUCUGCCGGUGUUGCGUAUGCACAAGGCGAUCGGGACGGUGCUUUGUCCAGCUUGAUAUCUCUUGGCCAGAAAUUAUUCAGCGCGCGUGAUGUGGAAGACGAAAUCAGAGAGAAGCAUAGUUCUCCUGCCGACGUUAUUAUGUUUUCCGGAUGCAAGGACGAUCAAACUUCGGCCGAUGCACAUGAAGCAGGCAAAGCAACAGGUGCUAUGAGCUAUGCCUUUACCUCGACAUUACGAGAGAAUCCCAACCAGUCCUACCAGCAACUUCUCAACAGCGUUCGAAAUAUCCUCAGCGAUAAAUACGCGCAACGACCUCAACUAAGUUCAUCUCAUCCUAUUGACGUCGAUUUGGAAUUUGUAUGUUAAGCUUCUUAAAAAAGGAAGGAGAACAUGGUGUUAGUGUAUGGCUUCUUUUCUUCUCUCUUUCCGGGUCACUCCAUAAUACAAUCUCAACUCCAUGAUACCGUUGUCCAAAACGAUCCGCGCCUAUAUGGAUUGCAAAGAUUCUUUAUUGUUAUCUAAAUGUUAUGUUCUGAUAGAGGAUUAAAUGAAAGAGUUAAACGUAGAGCUUUGGCUAAUUCAUUCUUAUCUAAAGCAUGACUUACUUUUGUUG